AGAUAGUGUUAAUCAUAAUCGCUUUUAAUCCUAUAAGAUUAGUGUGAAAAGUCUCUGUAAAGAUAAGUAUGUAGUAAGGCUAAUGAAUCUACAAGUUGGUAUCUUCAAUCUUUGUGUAUAAAUUUGUCCAGACUCAUAGGAUAUACAAAUGAUCCCAAUCAUCUAUCAUCUCGCACUUUUGUAAUCCCUCCCUAAAAACGAUGCCAGGUCCUCGUAGUGGUUAUAAUCUUCACUUUACACGCGGCCUUCUUGCGCGGAUUUUUUGCCUUGUGUGGUUGCUUGCGUUGUCCGCAGUGGCAAAGAAAGGUGAAUGUGCUGGGUCAUUGUACCUCUGCGACUCAUCCGCGGAGCUCAAACCCGACUGCUCAAGCUGUGGUGAUCACUCGGUGGCAGACCAAAACACGAAAAAGUGCAUCAAAAGAGAGGCAUUUCCUUCUUAUUGAUGGUUUUUUCAUCAAGUAGUGAGUCGUAGUAUGUCUUAUUCCAUCUUAUUGAUGGUUUUUUCAUCAAGUAGCUAGUGAGUCGUAGUAUGUCCUAUUACAGAUGAUCAUGUGCGUAUUUUGCGGUGGUGUCGGAAGUGAGUUGGUUUUUUUAGGUAGUCCUAUGCUUCGCAGACCGACAUUUGUAGAGGACGUAAUCCAUCACGUGUCCCACAGGAUACAACUACAACACGACAGGACUGGCAAAAAAGAUCUGAAUCUAGCUUCAUUAGGUAUUCUCCGCGGAUUAUGCUAUCCACGACACUGUGGCCUUGCUGAUAUGGUUCUUCGGGGCUGGUCUCGCCAUGGCUGCUGGCGUCGGGGGCGGUGGGAUAUUUGUACCACUAGGUAUCCUGCUCUUGAGGUUCGGGGCAAAGACGGCAACCGGACUGUCCCAGGCAAGCAUUUUCGGCGCUGCGUGUGGGGGCUUGGUGAUUAAUCUGCAGAAUCGACACCCAAUAGCCGAUCGACCCUUGAUAGACCUCGAUAUGCUAUGCUGAACGGAAAGAUUAAGUAGAAGGAGAGUUGCCAGUAGAAGGUGCCUCUGGUACUAGAGGAGAGUGAACAAAGUGUAGGAAUUCGGACGCAGUCUCUCCACAACACGACGUCACCUAUAAUCUUGCUCGUGACGCCCUACCGUCUUCAACGUCCUGAAGUCUGAUUGUUUUAAGUACACCGUUUUAAGUACACCGAUAUCGAAGAACGCUUCUGGUGCAAAAUAAGAAUCACAAUACAAGAGGAACUCAUGAAUGAUUCCAGAAAUCAAAUUUUAUAUAUAAAGAAAGCUUUCCUGCUCUUCAACCUUCAUGCAAAGCUCUCUUUUUAGCACCCAUGGAGAUGGCUGGAGCUGUCCUUGGGGUGCUGGUGCAGCAGGUCUUACCUGACCACACAGUCAUCCUCAUCAUGGCUCUGAUCCUCAGCAACACCGCUUACCUCACUUUUCAGAAAGGUACUCUCUGUUGCAACUACUAGUUGAGUCCGUUGUAAAUCUGAAUCUACCUAUUUAUUUGACGUAUUUUUACUUAUUUAGACGUUGAUUGUCUUAAGAAGAGAAAGAGUUUCUUGAAUUCUAAGGCCAAUGAGAUUAUUUAGACGUUGAUUUAUGCACUGGAGGAGCUUGCGGGGGAAGUGAUUAUACUAACUGGUGAGUUAACUUAGGUGAGAGAAAAGAAACGCUCUCUGGAAGGUUCCUGGACGACAGUCGACAAAAAAUCCUCCCAGGGGCCAACCAAGCCUAGUCACAAAAAAUGACGACUGCCACGCCACUACACGUCAGCCAAGCAGAAAUGGAGCACGACAACGACCGCCGCGAGCUCCAUGACGCGGUCUGCAAUUUCGUCAAACGGGUCCGAGCACAACUACACUUCGAGACCUACGGCCAAAAGCUACCACUCGAGUGGGAACAACUGAUAGCUGCCGAGAAGCUACAGCCGGCAGCGGUAGCCAAACGAAGAAAACAAGCCACCGCCUUGUUCAGACGUCUGAAGACGCAGACGGAGCAAGCAAAUGCAGACUUGAUAAACGCUACGGCGCCAGAGCACCUAAAAAGGGUGCUACAGACAACCAAAACAAGGAACGUCAUCGCAAUGAGAAAACUCAUCGCAUUGACGGGCCAUCCGGACACGUCGCUACCGGACGACAUCCUCCAUGGAUUUCAAACAAUAGGGGAGUACAAGAGUACUGGCCUUUGGAAGGCAGACGUCAAUGCCGCGGAGGCAAAGGACCUCAAAGAAUUCUAUAGCACCGCGGUAAAAAUCCGGGAUGCGCCUCCGAAGGGUUUCCCAGAGGAAGCCCUUCGGCAAGUCCUCAAAAACAUUGAGGCAGACGUCCAGCUGGGCAGAUACAAAGAGAUCAAUCCAGAGGACCUCAAGGUCAUGCCGGCGUACGCCUUCCCAAAGGUCGAACCAGAGAAGGUUCGCGUGAUAAUCGACGAGCGGUGGAAAAACGACUUCUCAAAAAUGUCGGAAAAGGUGAGGCUCCACGGGACGCGAACGGUCCUGGAGAUUGUAAAAAGCUACAUGGCGCCUGCAGGCGCAGAGGGCCUCACCCUCCACGCACCGGUGACACAGUUCACCACGGAUAUCUGCGGCCAGGUGGCUAAAGAGGUCGCAGACUUCCGCGCAAAAACAAGCGCAAGCGAAGCCACAACCACCGACGAGCACCGCCAACUCGGCGAGCAGGUGAGGCUCCUCAACGAGGAGAGGAUGAAGACCCGCCCGGCAGGUAGAAAGCCUUGCAUCGCACUCCGAGACUGGAGCAAGGCCUACUACCAGGUAGGGGUAAAACACCCGGAGGAAAACCCGGUUGGAGUCUGGGACGACACCCAGGGGCGCUACCGCAUGUUCCUCGCGGCGAUACUGAACAUGGGGAACAAGUUCAGCGUCAGCAGCUGGUGUAGAGUGGCGGAGCUGGUCAUGAAAAUAAUGGCCACGCUCGGGCACACAGUAGUGCCAAUCUACAUCGACGACGCCAUCAUCCUCAGCCUCGAAGAGGGAGCGGAUGAGGCAAUAGAGGCAUACGAAGCUCUCUGCGACUGCCUGGGGCUGGAGCUCGCGACAAAAGCGACAGCACAGCAGGACUCGAGAAAGAGCCCUAUUGUGCGCAUACUGGGCCUCCACUACGACACAAGCCCAAAAACGGGAAUUGAUGUUGUGGUGCCAGACAACAUGCUCCAGCAGGUCGCGGAAGUCGCAAACGAGCUCCGGCAGAAAGUGAACACAGGACAGUUGGACAAAAAGGUGGUCCAGCGACUGCUCGGACUGGCAAACUUCAUCACCGUGUCCGCGGCAAACAGAGCCGGAAACGAGAUCAUGAGAUCUCUUUACGCAUGGACAGAAGACGCCACCUUCGACAAGUUGGUGAAGCAGCGGUGGCAACGGAGAGCCCUCCUGCGCUCCACUGCGGCCAUCGAGAAGAUGGUCCACAAGGUGAACAGGCUCAGACUCAGGCUAGAACAAAUCGUGAAGCCUCUGAGCUUCCUGUUCACGGACGCGUCAACAGAUGGCGGGCCGAACGGCGAGCCAACGCUAGGAUACGUCAUGAUCCACCACAGCGGGAAGACCCUCAUCCAAAUGCAGCCAUUAACGGAUGGCCGAUGGGCCACCGCCAGGAUAGAGGUACUGGAGGCGGCCGCGGUGGGCCUCGCCGCAAAGCAACUACCGAGUUGGACCAGCAACUCCGACCUCGUAGUGCUGAUCGACAACACGCCAGUACUCUACAACUUCAUCAAAUGUAGUGGCAAAUCCGCGGUGGUGGCAAACACCGCAGUAGACGUAGUCAAUCACUGGUACGACAACAAUGUCAAACCGUGGUACGUCUACAUAAAAUCCGAAUGGAACCUGGCGGACUACAUGACCAGACACGGCAAGCACAAACUGUUCAUCAACACCAUCCCACGGCUGCAGACGGUUCAGCAGUCCACUGGUGCCCGACUAUGGCUGGCUGAACUAUGUGAACGCCUGCCGGCCCCUGCUGUCGCUGUCGCUCCGGGAGUUCGUCCCUCCCACGGGAGCGACAAGCGCGGUGGAGGGCGGCAGCCGCCCCGGCACACCACCGACGCGGGCGCUGGCCGGCGGGAGGUCCUGACGCAAACCUGUGCAAAGGCCGGCACACGUCCCCGUAACCCCUCGACGGCGGACGCGAGUCUCAGACCGCCGACUCAAGUCCGCACCAGGAAGCCGGAGCCUGGUCGGGGUCUCCGGAGGAAGGUGCCGGUGAGGAAAGGAUAAGGGCUCGGAGCGGUCCAUUCACCGCUGGCACGUGUCAAACCGAGACCAGAGGUUGAGCGGGAGCUCAAGCCCCGGUAGUAGGCCGACAGCGCGGGCUGGAGGUUCAAAGUGACCUUGUCCCCCAGCGGGGGGACAACGCCUGCUACUGCCGAGGGAUUAGCCGCGCACCCGGGCCAAAGCGCCCCGGACCAAAGCGUCCGACGCGAAGAGCGAGCACCCGAAACCUCGCGGGUGCCGGUUGAUUGACUCGUAGGGCGACGGUGCACGAACACCGGCCGAGCCGCGAGAGGGGUUACGACACCCGGACGUUGGUGUGCAACUCUCUCUGGGGAGGUAAAGGCCUCCCGCCACGCUCCGUGGCAAAUUUAUGGGCCGUAGGUGCAACGACCGGCGCCGGCAAAGACCUGGGUCUGCCGAGCCAGCCUACCGUGCUGCCACAGCACUAAAAAGUAUAACUCACCAGUAGAUUUAGGAUCCCCGGGGGUUAAGUCUCCAGUUUGUAUAUUGAACAAAUCUUCACGUGCGGUGACAGAACCUCCUUUCGUACAUCCAUGAAACAGCCCUGAAACAGAGACAAAAAGAGAAGGAUGGGAGAGCAAGCACGGGCGGCCUAGGCGGAGGAAAUUCAGAGCAGCUGUCUUCGUCGAAUAAGGAACGAGCGGAACUAGGCGAUGUUGUUUUGAUAACGACAACAGCUAAGGCUACAGUUUAUCACUAUCCCCUGUUAACUAUGCUGAAUGAACGGCGGAUGUAGAAGUUCAUCUUUGCUACUGUUCGCACUGAAUGGAGGCGAAGCUAAGGGAGGGUAAAUCACUCACCCUCACCCAGCCAGAGAUAGUGAAAAACUACCUUUAAAGCAUCGCCUUCACAGUCGACAGAGACUCCCCCACCGGCUGUGUCCGAAGAGAGCACGAACCAGGACCACGCUGUAGAUUAAGAAUAGUUCUCCACAUCGCAUGAAUUGAACAUUGCGUGCCCGUUACCACGUACAUAUUGCAUCCUUCCUGUCAGUACGCAUCUUGUUUACCACAUACGGAAGAUUGAAUCUCAACAUCACGUGAAGUACAGAUAGCAUCCCCGACUAGUAGAGAGAUCUCUACUACCUAGCAUAGAGGACCUAGUAGCGAUACACAUUGAAAAUGAGCAUCCUCUACGACUACUAUUUUCCUACUUGGUCUGCUGGUGGUGUUUUAUAGACCAAUGUCGCGGAUGCAACAAGGAAGGAACAACAAAAUGGUAUGAUUUAACCUCUAAGACCAGCACAAACUAAAACCCGCGGAAGCUGGGGAGUGGCUCUUAGUGCAGCAAGGACAAGUUAAGGGUACGCCUUAGGUGUUAGCGUUUCUUUUUUUCAUAAACUCUAAUCCCUUCAGACAAUUUCUAUUGCCAUGAUUAGCUCUGCUUUUCUUAAGGGGAAAGGCAAAAGCAACUAAGGGGCACAGCUAAGUAGAUAAACGAAGACCACGAAAACCCUGUCUCUUCGAGGUAGUAUUCUAAACCAGAAGGAGGAGUAACUUCUGCACUAGACGCAUCACACUCUGGACCAAGCACCUUCAGCUUAGCUGCGGAAGGUGAGCACCGAAGUUCCCCAUCGAAUUCACCAAGUAGGAACACAGAUGACGGUGAUGACGACAAGGAUGUGGAAGCUUUAGAUUAAGGUCAGCUUUUAUCCAUCUUUCUCGGCAUCUUGGUGCCCUUUUCCCUUGUAUUCCCAUGAGAUACAAGGGAAAAGGGGCCAAGCUGAGGGACCCGGGAUGCAGUCUAGCCUACGCUAACUAGAGACGCGGCUAACAGAAAUGGAAGCAUCCUCGCCGAAAUGCAUCAGACGGAAUUCGAGGACUUCCACGGUGUAUUCCUCCAUGGAGUGGUUAGAAAAGAGCGCGGCGCAACCCAAGAAGCAAUACGCUUACCUUGCAGGAUUGUGGCUGUUUCUGGUAUUGUAGUUUCUUUUGGUAAGUGGUAGCUCUGUAUCCACAAUGUAGAUUUUGGUAAGUGGUAGCUCUGUAUCCACAAUGGAAAUUUUGAUAAGUGGUGAGCGAUGAGCGUGAGAGAGCACAAUACAGCUGUAGCCCACGACCUCUUGGUGCUGUACUUGCUCAAAGAUCAGGGACAACGACGGACAACAUCUCUCCUCUAUAUAAGUGGUAGCUCUGUAUCCACAAUGUAAAUUUUUCCAAGAAUAGCUAAAAAAUCAUAUCAGCUGACAAUGCUACUGUUGCGCGGGGGAAAAGGAGUAGAGUCGAUGCUCCGAGACCUAGUGCCUGUAUGUGGCGUCGGAUAUUGGAUUUUGACGCUCAUAAGUUUCAUGGGUCUCUUCACUUUUGGACUAGUGAUGGCACGCCGGGCGGUACACAAAAGCAUACGGAAACAAGCGGUAUCUAAUCAGAUUUAAAUCCUUCUAGUACCUUGGAGUUUACUCACUCAAUCAAUGACAGUUCUCAAUUUCAAUUCCGAUUUGUUUUGUAGUUAUAGAUACUGAUGCAAGAACGUGGAUACCGUGAGAACAACCAAUUUCUUUUCCUUGGAAUUCUUUCACGUGAUCAGCACUAAAACUAAUGGUUGUUCCUUUUUACAUACUGAUGCAAGAACGUGGAUACCGUGAGAACAACCAAUUUUUAGAGUAUAGUUUCCCUUGUUUUGUAGGUGUCCUUUGUUUUGUAGGUAUCCUUCCCCUUCGUUGAGGGUGACGUGAUAUGGACUUGGACGGACGCUUUUUUCUAUGCGCGGUGGACCUUCGCGGCAGGAGUGAUCGCGGGCCUCAUCGUUAAGAUUCACAUGAAAUCUGGUAGACUAAUAAAGCAACUAGUACUAGUAAAAAAUGGUAAAGGAACAACUACUAGUGAAAACCAAUGUUGAUAAACCCGAUGUCCCUAGUAGACCAGAAAGGUAGUAGAGUAUUUAAGUAGACACCAUGUUGAUGUUGAACCCACUGUCACAAUUAGCAUCCUGAUGAUGCUAUAGUUUUUAGAUGGACUCCAACUUCAAGGAUGAAUUUACUAGAAGUAGUGCACUGCUGCAACUUAGAGGAUGAACGGACUAGAAUUGACCAGAACGACAACGAGGUAGUACACUGGUAUGGCGGGAAUGUUCUAAAAUCAGUAUCGGCGGUGGGAUGAUUCUGGGUCCGCUGAUGCUGCAAAUGGGUAUACUGCCACAAGUGUCGACUGCCACCACUGCCACCCUCAUCAUGCUCACCGCCUCCUCGGCAGCGUUCAUGUAUUUACGACGCAAACUACUCUUCCGUACUAGAAGCACACUCUACUCUUACAUACUAGAAGAUAAUUGCAAUUGUAGCUGGGUUAGUACGAAGCAUUUUCAUCUUUUAAAUCCACAGCGUUGACGAGCUAUUUUUAACAUACUUACUACGAGCACAACUUGGUUCCUUUGAUUAGGUUAAGGCGACCAAGAGAGCAUCCUCAACAUCAUCAUUGGCCUCUUUUUCAAGUAGAAAAAGGGCCCAGGGAUGGGCUCAGGGAUGUGACGCGGUAGCUCUAAUUAGGGCGUCCUUACUGAAUAAGUGGAGUCCUUACUGAAUAAUUACACCUACUACACACAACUAAAAAUACAGCAAGUAGACUGGCUCGGGCGCCACCACCACUUUUGGUAGUAAAUCUUUCAACCAAUCAUCUGCUGAAUCUGUUCUAACGCUCGUGACUAGCGGGCUCGUUCCCGUGUCGUAUGCAGUUCUUUUCUUUUUGGCAGCGUUUGCAGGGGCCCUUCUGGGCAAGAGCCGCAUUGACCGCUAUGUGAAGGAACGCAAUAUUAUGGACAACUUGAUCUCACUAUCCCACAUGGACAAGGAUGCUGAGAAGUGGAGUCCCCUCCUUUGAUUUCUUAAAGGGGAAAGACACUAAGAGGGGAACUCUUCACUCAGCCAGGUGGGCGGAUAGUGAAAAACGAGUGGCGCUAACGAGAUGACUUCGCUUCUCAUCUUCAUCCUCGCAGCUAUCAUUUCCUUCGCGACGGUGAUGAUAGCGUUAAGGCAUGAUCCACAAAUCCAUCUUAUCUACUUCUAGAACCAGAGCAUCUUGGUCCAGUAGGGAACAAAUGGAGGCCACGAGGCUCGUAACGAUGGGUUUUUGGUAGUUCUAAUAGCGGUGGCUGGCCUCAUCAAAUAUGCUGACCAAAAUUUUUGCCUGGAGGGAUUGCAGCCCAUGUGUGCAAAGUGAUGAGGUCGAAACUCCAAGUCACUAUCACAAUAAACCCAUGCAUUGCCCAUGAUUAACCGCUUAGUGGUGAAUUGUCACCUCCCCGUAGGCGAGACGAUUCCUAUCCUAUCUUAUCCUAUCCACUCUAGCCCCACCCACCCUUCACAUUUGACUAUGCCUGCGUUACAUUGUUACGAAGGAUUUUGAUUGAUAUUGACAAAAACUAAAAAAUCCUACAUCUUGAAAGUCGAGGUCUUUAUUCAAGGCGUUGGCGGGACACGUGAUUCAGUGGCAGAUAGCAUGGUGAUACGUAUGUAUCUGUGUCUGUCUAUGUACGAAUUACUUUGCCCCUGCCGAGCGACGUGUGCAUAGUUACUGCAUAGUGUUGAUAUUUCUCCUUCUCGUACCCAUGUCAGUAUCUUUUUUUCUCAGAAAAUGUGCCUUCCACUUCAUGCUGGUUGUUUGAAUCUGUUUCGUCUUGCUGGUAGUUAAGGAGGACAUGACCCAAUCUCUCCCCUACUAGCUCAUAUUAUAAAAUGUUUCUCACCUUUUUGAUGUGCUAGCUGUUGUAUCUUCCCAUUUUGUCUAGUCGUUUCGAUUUUUCAAUGCCUGAACUACAACCAAGCCAUAUAUAAUAUGGUCUAGUCGUUUGGUUUUCACUACAACGAGAAGUCAUCUUAUUCCCUCUCUAUAAUAUCACACCAGUCAUUACCAAUAUCACAACACUUAUUAUCUUGAAGUUGAUGUCGAGCAGCUCUGAUUUAUUUUCAUGCAAAGUAUCAAUUUGUGAAGAUGUCAUUUUUCCAUUAAUGUUCACUCUUGGAGGUGUCCUAAACCUCCAUUCGGAAGACAGAUCCGAAAUGAACAGCAUCAAUAUUUAUGAUUUUUUGUUUGCAUUUCCUGCUUACUUAUCGUGUUCAUAUUUGACUUAUCAAGUACUGGAGACCAGUAGAGGGCUCUCAUUUACCCUCACUUAACCUCACUGAAUCGGCCCUCUAGUACAGCACCAGUGACUUCAUCCCCUUCGUAUAGUACACCGACAAUGCAUUAUAACUCUUGUGAAGUCGGUGCACCUGACUUGAUCGAGACCCUUAGUCUAGAACUAGUGACCAACCUUCAUUGCUUGUACAGGGACAAACUUGCGUGUGACAGACUUGUGUCGAAUUUUGGAUUCACCUGCGAGCAUUCAAGUCAAUAUGAGGGUGUAUGUUCUCAUUUCCGCUUCCUUUAGAUAGGACUGUUCUCUAGAUGGACAUUAGAGAGAACAAGGUCUGUGACACUGGCAGACGACGCCACUUUCAAGUCUGUGCUGCAUUGGUCGCAGGCAGAAAUCAGAGAUCAGAGCGAGUCGGCUAGAGAGUUGAAGUCAAGGAGAGAGCGGGAUGUCCACAAACCCCGAUGGUGCAAAAGAAGGGAGGCUCAAAGAGUUGAAAUGGACCAGAGACGGCAUGUAGCAUUCGAUGGAUCCCCUCUUACCCUUUACGGCGUGUAGCAGUCGAUGGAUCCCCUCUUACCCUUUUACUUUCAAGUUUUUCUCUUCGUAGUUGCACGGAUAGGUUCUCCCAUGUCCUCCUUUUCGUUAGUGUAAUAAACCCGCGCAUAUGUAGAAUGAACCUGCGAGUGUCUAGAUAUACCCGCCGAGCCGUCGCGGACAGGUCUAUGCUUCGAACCAUUUACUCCAAAAGCUCUUGUUCCCUAGACCAUUCACAGAAGUUCUGAAAAAAAAUAAGAACCUUUUAUCUAUUUUCCAG
Amoebophrya sp. A25 is the source of this 10106-nucleotide messenger RNA. The record is from the annotation of a GenBank genome assembly. NCBI's taxonomy places the organism in Eukaryota, Dinophyceae, Syndiniales, Amoebophryaceae.